Gekko japonicus is the source of this 1374-nucleotide messenger RNA. RefSeq names its product D(1) dopamine receptor-like. Gene Ontology annotation, molecular function: G protein-coupled receptor activity. Gene Ontology annotation, cellular component: membrane. The transcript has a single exon. The record is from RefSeq and is a predicted model, not a curated record. Gene Ontology annotation, biological process: adenylate cyclase-activating adrenergic receptor signaling pathway. NCBI's taxonomy places the organism in Eukaryota, Metazoa, Chordata, Lepidosauria, Squamata, Gekkonidae. The coding region runs from base 1 to 1374 and encodes 457 amino acids.
AUGGAGAACGCUUCCAACAGUAGCCAGGGGUCCUUCGAGGCGCAGGGCGCGGGAGGCGGCUGGAAGGUGCUGGCCGGGUGCUUGCUGGCCCUGCUGGUGCUGGGUACCCUGGUGGGCAACGCCCUGGUGUGCCUGGCCAUCCUCCGCUUCCACCACUUGCGCUCCAAGGUCACCAACUGGUUUGUGCUGUCGCUGGCCGUGUCCGACCUUUGCGUGGCACUGCUGGUGAUGCCCUGGAAGGCGGUCACGGAGGUGGCGGGCGGCCUGUGGCUCUUUGGCAGCCGCUUCUGUGACACCUGGGUGGCCUUCGACAUCAUGUGCUCCACGGCUUCCAUCCUUCACCUCUGCAUCAUCAGCCUGGAUCGCUACUGGGCCAUCGCCAGCCCCUUCCGCUACGAGCGGCGCAUGACCCGGUGCCUCGCCUCUGCCAUGAUUGCCCUCGCCUGGACUCUCUCCGUCCUCAUUUCUUUCAUCCCCGUCCAGCUCCACUGGCAUAAAGCUGAGGCACCGGGGGGUCAAGAGAAGCCCAGAGAAGGGCUCCACCUCUGCGACGCUAGUCUGAACCCCACCUAUGCCAUCACUUCCUCCCUGAUCAGCUUCUACAUCCCGGUGGCCAUCAUGAUUGGUACCUACACCCGGAUCUACCGCAUCGCUCAGGCUCAGAUCCGUCAGAUCUCUUCUCUGGAAAGAGCUGGGGGGCUGUGCUCAGCUCAGGGCAAAGGGCCCUCCACUGCUUUGAGGAGUUCACUGCACAAGGAAACCAAGGUGCUCCAGACUUUGUCGGUCAUCGUGGGGGUCUUUGUCUGCUGCUGGCUGCCCUUCUUCCUGCUCAACUGUCUGUUGCCUUUUUGUGAGCCAGCGACAGGCAGCAGGAGCCCUGGGCAGCUCUCUUGCAUCAGCCAAACGACUUUCAAUGUCUUCACAUGGUUUGGCUGGGCCAACUCGUCCAUCAACCCGGUAAUCUAUGCGUUUAAUGCAGACUUCCGGCGAGCAUUCAGCAGUCUUCUAGGCUGUCCUUACCUCCCUUGCUGGGCUGCCAAAAGCUCCACCGCUAAGAGAGUCAACUUGAGCAACGAGCUGGUCUCCUGUCACCAUGACUUCUCCUGCCACAAGGAUGGAGAGGUCCCCAUCCCAUUAGCUCCACCCACAAUUGUUGCUUGGAGUCCAUCACUGCCCCAUGCAGUGAGCUUCCAAAGAGACGAGCAGAGCCAUGGAGAACCUCUGUUAGAGAAAGGGAUACUGCUAACAUGUCAAGUCGAUCACAGAAGCAGUGCCAGAAAUCUUAACCUGCCAGCCUUAUUGCCCUUUGAGUGCGAGACUCGGGUAUCUUUGGAGACUGUCACUCCUUUGACAGGGAUUACUGAACCUACCUGA